Canis lupus familiaris (dog) is the source of this 6468-nucleotide messenger RNA. RefSeq names its product cilia and flagella associated protein 91 (gene CFAP91). The transcript has 21 exons. The coding region runs from base 526 to 2607 and encodes 693 amino acids. Lineage: Eukaryota; Metazoa; Chordata; Mammalia; Carnivora; Canidae. The record is from RefSeq and is a predicted model, not a curated record.
ACCGCUGACGAAAGCCGGUUCCCCGCCGAGUCACGGAUCGAUUCCGCGUGUUUCCUGCUGUCGGAUGGUCGGCCCGCUCCUCCCAUUUUCUGAUUCAGUUAAACUUGAUGAGCAAAGACAUUUGAACAGUGCGACCCACCGGGCAGAGAGACCAGUUAAUGAAGUUGAAAAAUGACUAUUUCCUUGGCACGUCUCGAAUUCCAUUAGUGCCUCUUGGACUGCCAACAUCAACAUCGUUUGGAAAAGUAAUGUACAAUAAACAUGGCUGAAUAAAUCAAUGGGGAAAAGAAAACAAAUGGAAGAAAAUUGAACAUCACAUCAGAAGUUUUGAAAAGCAGAAGCAGCCCCGCGGAAAGGGGAUGUCCGAAAUGAAAGACUCCAGUUACUCCUGAAGGUUCCGAGAUUUCCCAGGGAUUUCCGAAAGAUCCAUUGUUUAUUGUGUCAAGUGAGAAAGAUCACACACAGGCAAAUAUCCAAGCUAACCUGAUUCGAAACAGACUGAGAAGAGUUCCCAGGUUUAGAACCAUGUUCAGUAACUUGAUCCAUUAUCCAAGAUAUUCUCUGUAUUGGAGCAAGGUUGACCCUGUCCCAGCAUUCAUGCGCCGGGAAUGGAAAGGACAGGAGGAGAAACACAGAGAAGGCCUCUGGCAGCUUGCUAUAAUGGAUACAUCUUUCCAGAUGGCUAAAGAGGUUUAUGAAGAUCCUGACGUGACUGGAAAGAAUCGCUAUAAAUAUUUUGAAAGGCCUUUCCUUCCAUUUCAUCAACAGGUGCCCUUCAAUGUUGUUUUUGCAGCAACCAAGACACAGGCAUAUACUUUUCUCCCUAUUUCUGCUAAAUACCCACCCGUACUUUCGAAGCAUACUGUGGGUACCCAGACUGAUUAUCGGGAUGCUGAAGUUCAAACUGAUCCAUAUUCUCCAGAAUAUGUAGUAUGUCAGGAUUCAAUCCCUGAGCUCUUGACCCUGGCUACUCUUACUUGGGGUCGAGGGCUCCCAGCUGGACAAGCUGAAGUUGAGAUGAUAGAACGUGCCCGGGAGAAACGUGCUUGGGAAGCCACUCUUCCCUGUCUGAGUGACACCUCCCAGUUUGAGAAGAGGAGAAGGAUGAUGAAUGCAAUGGAAAGGAAGGAGUGGGCCUUCAGAGAGCAGGAGAUUGAAAAAUUACAGGAGAUUCGUCUGGAAGUUCUAAAAGAGUUGCUGAAAAAACGUGAUGAGAAUCAAAAUGAAGUGAACAUGAAGCACUUGAAUGCCCGAUGGUCUCAACUGCAGGAAGCGAAGGAGGCAAAGUUGGCACAGAUUCAGCACACACAUGUAGUAGCAAUCAGAAAACUUGCGGGAAAGGGAAGGAAUAUAGAAGGGAAGUUAGAGAGAAGAAAUAUCAUCAAGGAUUAUUCUGAUUAUGCAUCACAGGUCUAUGGGCCUCUGUCUCGUCUUGGUCGUUUCCCUGACAACAAUUCAGAGGACUUUGUAGUAAAAAACUACUAUCUCAACACCUAUGAAGGAUUAGUUGAACUUGAGUCAAGUCUCCCAGAUUUUGUGACACAACCCCGAAUCAGACCUCCGAAGCCAAAAGUCACUACCACGAAAGCCGGUUUUCUCAAGAGGGCAGCAAGGAUGGACCAUGAGUUGGCAGAGGUUCAUAAGGCAAUAUUGGAUAAGAAGAAUAAAGUUCUUGAACCAAAGAAACUUCUGCGCUUCCUUCAAAGAAAGGCUGUACCUCAACCUCGGCUUCCAACGCCAACCUUGGAAAUGAGUUCCAAUGAAGAAGAAGAUAUAGAAAUGGCUGUGAUCUACCUUCAAAAGUUACUUCGGGGAAGAGUCGUUCAGAACAUGAUGUUUGAAGGCAAGGAAAAGCGACUGGAGUUGAUCCAGGAGCUACGCACCAGCCAUGCACUGCAAGAGGACGACAGGCUGCUGAAGAAAGCCGAGAAGCAAGUGACGCUGGCCUUACAGCGGCAGAGAAACCUGCAUGAGCACAAGGUCUCACUGGUUGAAAACCAUUUGGCUGGACUGGAAGGAAGGGUGCUGGCAGACAUGUUUGACUUUCUGUCCAAAGAGCUAGUGAGACUACAGGAAGAGAGGAGGAUCCAUGCUUUUGCCAUGCUGGCCGAGAGGCAGCGGAGGAUGCGAGAAGCUGAAGAGAGUGGUCGACGCCAAGUGGAGCAAAGGCGCCUGCGGGAGGAGGACCAGAUAUUUAAGGAGGUGAUUAAAGUUCACCAAAAUACUAUAACUUCCUAUCUGGAAGACAUAAUCCUGAAUACUGAAGAGAAUACUGCAGAAGAACAAGCCAGGGCAGAAAUUGAGAAGAUGGCUGAGGAAAUCAAUGACGUUGCUUAUGAAAUGGAGAGCCGUCGAACUCAGCUUCAGUCAGAGGAGAUUGUUGCUGAGUUGGUUUAUAGUUUCCUGAUCCCAGAGGUACAGAAGGAGUUUGUCAAAGAAAAAGUGAGGAAUGCACAGCGGAAGCAUAUCCUUGCGGCCCAUCAGAUCAUCCACGGGCACACAGAAGACAUGGUCAAGAAGAAUUUUGUUGAGCAAGAGCAAGAUGAAGAGGUCUCAGACACUGACAAGUCACCUGAGGAAGAUACUCAAAAUAAGAAUAGCAGCUAAGAUUAUCUUUCCUAAAAGAAGCUGUACAAAUCAUCAUAAAGAAUUCCUAUAUCUGUGCUUCUUCCAAGAUGUACAGCUCUUAUGGACUUGUCAAUGUGUAAUUCAUGAGGAAAGAUCUUUAUUUUCCAUAAACUUCCAAUAAUUUAAAAUGAUUUUCAGUAAUAAUAAUCAAAUGAAAGAGUUUAUUCUCUUUGGUGUUUCCCAGAUGCUCUACUUCAAGAGAAAAUUUUCUUAUGUUUCAUUUCAACAUUUUGUUAACUACGAGGAUAUUCUGGCUUAAUCAAACAAAAAGAAAUGUUACUGAAUAUUUCUUACAUAGUUUUGGCUUGAUAUUCAUGGUACAUUGACCUUAUCUGCUAAGUUUGAAAGCAUCCAUACUCCAUGACCUGGCAUUUCACCUCCUAAAUAUAUACUCAGUAGAAAUACAUGAGUAUAUGCAUCAACAGGCAUGACAAGAAUGUUCACAGCAGUACUUUUCUUUAUAGCCCCUCAACUAGAAACCCAAACAUUCAUUGACAUUGAAAUAAAAAAAUAAGCUGUGGCAUAUCCAUAUAAUGGCACAUCAACUUACCCUUGAGCUUUAGAUCUAAGAAUAUUUAUGCAACACCCCUAUAGAGAGGGUGCUGUUGGAGAGCAAUCUGCCCACCCUGUGUGUUGACAAACAUUAGGAUCCCUCCUCAUUUAAAGAUUGGUAAAUAGGAAACAAACCCUAAAAACAAAAGUAUCAACAACAAAUCUACCUGAGCCCCAUGCAUGUUACUCUGAAAGCAGAAUAAAAGCCUAUCUUAGAAAAUGUCCUUCUAUAAGAAACAAGAAAAUCUUCAGAAGCUACCUGCUGGUGAUUUUAAUAGGAGGCAAAAAGAAAUGGCCUCAGGAAACUGAAGCAGAGAAUAAUAAGAGCAGAUGCCAACAGAGAGAUGUAGGCUGGAAAGAAAGGAAAGCUGGUUAAUGUGAAAAAAAAAAAAUGCAAAAAGAUUAAAAAAUCCAGUGAAACACAUUUGGAUGCAGUUUAAAGAACAAACUUCACAGCAGAGAAUAAAAGAGGUGAUGUUGCUAAUGAAAUUAAGUCAUCCAGUAUGGUUUGGGAAGGAUAAAGAGAUGAAAAUGACAAAGAGGUUAGCUCUGGAUGACCAAUCCUACAAGCAGUAGGAAAUCUUAAAGAAGAAAUCAAGACAAAUAAAAUAGUUUUAACAAAAGAUUUUCUGAGCUGAAAAAAUACUUGAUCAUACAACUUUGGAAAGGUUUACCUUGUAUUAGGAUAACUGUGAUCAAGGUAACUUUUCUUCGCCUGAGAAUCACUGACAAACAGAAAAGCACUACACAAUUAACGAGGGAGUUGAGUUUUGUUCCUUUAAAAAUGCUAACCUGUUUGAGGUAAAAGUUAUUUGUAAAAUAAAAAAUCGGGGACACAAGACAGAAUGAGAAGAAGCAAAUUAGGCAAUGGGAUAGAAGAUAGUGGCAGGGUGGGCUAUGGGGAGUGAAGGUGCCAUACUAUAGCAGGCAACAGCAGACUUAUUCUGUAAAGAGCCAGAUAGUAACUAUUUUAGGUUUUGUGGGUUAGUUUCUGUUGCAAUUACUCAACUCUGCCAUUAUAAGGUGAAAGCAGCAAUAGGUAACAUAUAGAAGGCACAUGGUUGUGUUCCAAUAAAACUUUACAAGAACUGGCAGCAGCCAGAUUUGGCCCUUGAGCUGUACUUUGCCCAUCCCUGCUAUAUAGCAAUGAACUAAAGUUGAAAUCAAUACCUACUUUCAUGAAGUGUUUAAAGCAGCUUUUAAUAAAGAACAUAUAAUGAAACAAUAUUUUCUAAAACAAUCUUUAUGCAGUCUUUGAAAACUAAGAUUUGUUUUUAGACAAAAAGGAAAAUACAAAGUAAUACAGAAUUCUCAUUAGCUAACUGAAGUUUACCAGGAGGGGAAAAUUUUCUCUUACUAGCAAACUUCUACUUAUAAUGGCUUUAGUUAAAACACCUAAACUUUAAUAACCAUUGCUCUUAAAAAUAAAAGUGAUGAGCAAAACUCAUGUUUAAAGCAUGCGGUCAUGGCAACUGAAGCUAUGUAGUUGGUUGGGACUAGUCGAAUAAUCAAUAGCAAUACACAAUCACAAUGAGCUGAUUUGUAAAGUAGAAAAAUUUUUUUUCAUGGAUGCAUAAUCGUAUACAGUGAACCUUCAUGCCACUUAACAAAGGCAUUGCCUCUUCUCAACAUGCUUAAGAACAGGCAAGGUAAAAUCCAAGGAAGAAGUGUGUAGUGUGAGUAAAGGAUCUCUUUGGGAUGAGAAACCAUUAAGUGCAAAAUUGUUAGAGAUUCCAAAUCUUUAGGUGCAGAACCCGAGACAAUUUAAAGGCUGAGUAUACGUUGAUUCAAGAGAACUCUCAUCCCCAUCCUCAAUUCUGGACCCUAGUACCUACCUGGGAGUAGAGUUGCACCUACUAAGACGACUUGGAGUACACUUUUAUGCAGCAAGCUACGCAGAGAAUUAAAGGCCCAGUUACCAGUAGAAUGGAGAAUGCUAGCUGGCAAGAGUGAUAUAGAAGUGGCCUCCAACUGUGCUUACCGCUUGGUGGAACGAAGGCCAAGCUAGCCUCUUAACAUUGGAGUAGCCUGGAGGUUAGGAGAAUAUGCUCUGGAGCCAGAUGCUCUGGAUUGAAACCCCAGUGUGUCCUCAAACAAGUUACUUGAUCUCAUUAAGCUUGAGCUUCCUCAAAUCUAAAAUGGUAUAACAAUAGAAUGUAUAUCAUGGAGUUGGUAUGAGGAUGUAAUGAAUUCAUUCAUGUAAAGGGCUUGGGAACAGCAGCUGGCAUAUGAUAAGCAUUCAACAAGUACCAUUUAGCUAUUUUUAUUAUCACUAUGGGAUAGAAGCAAAAGAUACGGUGGAGCAAAGUAACUACAUCUACCGCUAUGCAGAAAGUAGCUCAGUGGAUGUCAGUUGCUAACUAAUCAGAUGAAUUUCUCCAUCUCACUUGGGGAUGAGUGAGAAGGAGAGAGAGAGGAACGAGUGUCCCAUGUUCUGUAGAAUCCUGAAGUAUUGGCAAUAAGGGCAUAUUCUACUAGACACCAGAGCAGUAGAAAGAAGCCAUUAUGAAGAAGAAUUUCCCAGAAAACUUAACUAAAACCAUUGAAGGAGGCUUCUUUUAUUAUAGUUGUCAAAAAUUGAGGAAACAGGAAACAAAGACUGUAAUAGUUCUUAACCAUGGCUGCAUGCUAAAAUCAUCAAGUACUUUAAAGAAUUGGUUCUUGGGCCUCUCCAGGCCAAUUAAGAUAGAAUCUUUAGAAGUGGAACCAGGCAAAGGUUUUUGUUGUUGUUGUUGUUGUUGUUUGUUUUUGUUUUUGUUUUAAGUUUCCCAAGUGAUCUAAUGUACAUUCAAGACUUAGAAUAGGAGAAAUCUUUCCCAAAGUAACUAUCUCUCCCCAAGUACUGACCAUUCAGAAACUUACCAUAGGAGACAUAUCUUUAGUCAGGCUUUAAUGAUAUUUUAUUUCUAAAGCCUCAAAGAUUGAAAAGACUAGAAAAAAAUUGUGGGCACUGAGCACAAUCAUAACACUUGUACUUCCUCUGCCAUAGCCCAUAUCACACUUGAUUAUAAUUGCCUGCAUAAUCAUCUCUCUCACCAACUGGACUGUUAGCUCUGAGAUGAAGGCAGGAGCUAUGCCUCAUAAGUACAUUUGUUUUUAUUCCUGGUACCUGACACAGUUUCUGGCAUGUGGUAAUCUCUCAAUAAGUAUUUAUUGAAUGAAAUUCUACACACUUAAUAUUUGUAAAAGCAAAUACUUCUAUGAUUUGGAAGAACAUUUGUGAAUAUCUUGGUAUUUUAUGGUAUGAAAUGAGUUUUUAAAAAUAAAAUUCUCGAUUUAUAAUAUUCA